AUGCCGCGCCCCGGCCUUCGGCCUGGGACCGCAACGGGGUCGGAGCCCACGGAGACGGAGACAAACACGGUGCCAGCACGCUCGACGCGCCAGACGCGAUCCCGUGCGCUGAUGGCCACCGCGGGACGAGAGAACGCGCCGAAGAGCGCCAGAACGAAACGUGCACUCCAGGGCGGGUCACCUGAGCCAUCGUCAAAGAGGCAAGCCGGCCGCACGAGGAACCGCACCACGGCCACUGUCUUUACUCGCAACAAUGGCAGGCCAGCCGAGCAUGAAGAGGAUGAGGCGCCGCGAGAUCAGCACUUCUACAACAGGAUCAAUGCGACCGCGGGAGCAGCCCGGUCGCAAGCACCUCAAGUUGGAUCGGACCCACCAGCUCAGCAGUUGCUGGAUGAGACUCAGCGAGUGUCGAACGACGCCUGGGACGGAACGAGCGGUAAUGACAGGGAAAUUGCCAUCGAGGUCUCAGAGCAGAAUCAGAGUGCCGCCUCGUCGAAGUCCAAGCAAAGGGUGGAUGGCAUUUACGAGGUUCCGGACGACGGUGGUAACAACAACGCUGGCAGGAAGUCGAGUCGGCACCAGAAAGCCCCCUCGCCCGAGUUGGGCGGCAAUGGGUCGUCUUACGAGCCGUCGGAUGAAGAGAGCGAACAGCUGGAUGGCCACGAGUCUCCAGACGAGGAGCAGCAUGGUCCCGAGCCAGAUCUUGGUGCAAAGGAUACAACUAGAGUCGAAGAGGGAGUGCCCAUCACUCUCAAUAUCCCAGACACACCAGAGAGCGCCAAGGAUUCCGAGGCUCCUGAAGACGAAGCAUCGACAGUUGGCCUGGAGAAGCUGAGGCUAAUGCUGAAACUCAUGGGGCGGCGCGGCUGGACGGGAGACAAUGACUACGAAGACAAUUUACUCCGCGGCAACCAUGAGAGCGCUAGCGACUGGCAAAAGCGUCACGGAGUGCAACUUGGGACACACAACCUGAGGAUCUUGUUCGAUAGAGCGCACCGGCUGAUGAAAGUCAUCGAACCGAUCCCGAGGGUACCGCAAUACGGAGAGCAGGUCGACUACUUUCGUGAUAAGAAGGAAGAUAUCGAGAAGGCGCUGAAUUCAGUACAACGAGCGACUGUUCGUGUCGUGGGAGAGAUGUCAAGCGAGGAGGACUCCCCGGAUCUGCGGAAGCGACGGGGGAAAGCUGCCAGGAAAGCCAUCUGCGGCAAGAUCAUGCCAAUGCUAACUCUCUGCCUGAAAGAGGCCUUCCUCGUGGGCACGAAUCUAACAUCAGACAUUGAUGCCCCUCUCCCAGCGGAAGGAAUCUUCAUCCCAUCUGCUCUCGACUUGCUUCGCCUCGUUCUCGACUGGUGCCUCCAGCUGUACGAAGCGUUGGCACCGCAACUUGACGAAACCCAACUAAGGCCCGAAACCAAGGAUGCACAGACGGCGCUGAACAAUCGUCGGCGGCUUAGAACGUACCUGGAACACUCACACCGGACACUUAAAAAGGCGAGGAAUCCUGCGGAGGAGCGUUUGCGGAGACAACAAGCGAUUGAGAUGAGUGAGGAGGCGCGCAAGAGGCGCGAGGAGAAAGCGAAAGACGAGCGCGAGAAGCAGGAGCGCCAAAUGCAACUGGUUCGGGAAGCGUCGCAAAGGAUUCUCAUUGAGGACAAAUACCUGAAAGAGCACGGCUGGCACAUGUGGGAGGACGAGGCACUGCGCGACACGAUCGAAAAAGUCUCGAACCCAAAGAUCGAGACGCUGGUAAGCCUGAUACCAAGUCGCACCGUCGAUGAGGUCAGGCAGCGAGUCUCGGAGCUGAGGCUGUUAUCCCAAGACAGAGGCGGAUGA
Purpureocillium lilacinum is the source of this 1833-nucleotide messenger RNA. RefSeq lists its product as uncharacterized. Lineage: Eukaryota; Fungi; Ascomycota; Sordariomycetes; Hypocreales; Ophiocordycipitaceae. The record is from RefSeq and is a predicted model, not a curated record.